Molecule: messenger RNA, 694 nt
Organism: Melanaphis sacchari
Lineage: Eukaryota; Metazoa; Arthropoda; Insecta; Hemiptera; Aphididae
Product: 60S ribosomal protein L23-like
Exons: 5
Coding region: 211-633 (140 amino acids)
Biological process (GO): translation
Cellular component (GO): ribosome; cytosolic large ribosomal subunit
Molecular function (GO): large ribosomal subunit rRNA binding; structural constituent of ribosome
Source: RefSeq, a predicted model, not a curated record
GUUUGGUUGUCUACAUUACGACGAGUGAUUACUAUUUUUUGUCAUUCUAUUCCACUGUCAGCUGACAGCUGUCGCGUUAUGUAAAUAGUAAAUAGUAAAUAGUAAAUACUAAAUACUCGUUAAUUGUAGUUUCAUACGUGUUUCAGACUCGAUUCUCGUCCCGUUUCUUUUGUAAUUUUCUUUUUGAUCACGCGCGAAUAGCACACCACAAUGACCAAAGAAGGACGUGAUUGUUACCCUGGAGUCAAGUUCCGUAUAUCUCUCGAUUUGCCAGUCGGUGCCGUCAUCAAUUGUGUCCAUAGAAGUGGCACAAAGGAGCUAUUUAUCAUUGCCAUCCAGGAUGCCAAAGGUCAAUUGAAUCGUUUGCCAGACGCAAGUUUGGGAAACAUGAUCGUUGGUACAGUCGAAGAAAAAAAUUCAGAACUCCGUAAAAAAAUUAUGGCUGCAGUAAUCAUUCCACAACAGGGACCGUUUUUAAGGAAGAAAGGGAUAUAUUUAUAUUUUGAUGACGAUGCUGGAAUUAUAAUCUAUAAGAAAGGCGAAUUGAAAGGGUGUACUAUUACUGGUCCUUUGGCUAGAGAAUGUGCAGCUUUAUGGCCCAGAAUUGCUUCCUAUGCUAGGAUUAUUGCUUAAAUUUUGUAUUUUCAUCCUUUAAACUAAAGAAAAUAUUUCUUAUUUUAAUUAUUUAAAUGUG